AAUUUCUAUUUGUAUUUGUAUACAUUUCAGGAAUGGAAAACACUCCUACAACAUCAAAGCGGCAAAAGCGAAUUUUAAAUUUCGCGGAGGAGGAGAAGAGGCAGCUAAUAAGAGGGGUUAAAGAGUGGCCCAGGAUAUGGGACAUUACAAACCCAUUACAUUCUAAUAAAAAUGCUGUGGAACAGGCUUGGGUCCAUAUAAGCAAUUCGCUAGGCAAAAAUGUCAAUGAAUGCAAAGCCGGAUGGACAAGUCUACGGGAAAGUUAUCGCUACCACGCAAGGGUGGCACGAAAACACAAAAGCGGUAGCGCUGGUGGCUUAAUGCUGGAGGAACCUUCAUUUUCUGAAGCUAUUGACUGGGAGUUCGCUGAGGAAAUGGCAUUCUUGCCAAAUGUGUCCCACAAAAGAAAGUAA
Messenger RNA from Rhagoletis pomonella (apple maggot), 413 nucleotides. RefSeq lists its product as uncharacterized. The transcript is spliced from 2 exons. The record is from RefSeq and is a predicted model, not a curated record. Lineage: Eukaryota; Metazoa; Arthropoda; Insecta; Diptera; Tephritidae. Gene Ontology annotation, biological process: regulation of transcription by RNA polymerase II. Gene Ontology annotation, cellular component: transcription regulator complex; nucleus. Bases 33 to 413 code for a protein of 126 amino acids.